AUGGGCUUUGUGACGGCUACCGUUGAUGGUAAAGCGGGACUGCAGAUACAGUCGGUGAACGAGCAGGCCAUGCUUGUCAAAGUGAACGGCAAUUGGCUUCAUGUUAACUAUCCAGGAUUGCAGAUUCAUUUUCAAGAGGGCACGUCUCGAGAUGAUACCGGUGGAUUGAGCGAGGUCAGCACUGAGGAACGGGAGCUCACCCCACCAUCUGUUGGAGAAGAUGCUGAUGCCGACACUGACAAUA
Perkinsus marinus ATCC 50983 is the source of this 244-nucleotide messenger RNA. RefSeq lists its product as hypothetical. The transcript has a single exon. Lineage: Eukaryota; Perkinsozoa; Perkinsida; Perkinsidae. The record is from RefSeq and is a predicted model, not a curated record. The annotation marks the transcript as partial.